GCGUGGCCAUUAGUGGAGAGUUGUUGUCCUGACACUGACGGGCUGUGCUCUUCACCGGUCCGCCUUUUCUUCCUCAGAUAUAAAACCGCGGACCAGUUAUGCUGCUCAGAGGAUCCCGUGUGUUCAGCUUCAUCAGACCUCUUCAUACUACAGCCGUUUCAAACAUGCCUAUCAAGGUUGGAGACAGUCUGCCGUCUGUGGAGGUCCAGGAAGGAGAACCAGGAAAUAAAGUGUCCAUCGCCCAACUCUUUAAAGGGAAAAAGGGGGUACUGUUUGCAGUGCCCGGUGCUUUUACUCCUGGAUGCUCCAAGACGCAUCUCCCAGGGUUUGUGGCUGACGCUGGAAAGCUGAAGAGCAAAGGUGUGCAGGAGGUGGCAUGCGUCUCUGUGAACGACGUGUUUGUCAUGGCCGCAUGGGGAAAGGAACAUGGCACGGAUGGCAAGGUGCGAAUGCUGGCCGAUCCCACAGGAGCCUUCACUGCGGCAGUGGAUCUCUUUCUGGACAAUGAGGACAUUUUGAAGGUACUUGGUAACAAGAGAUCCAAGAGAUACGCGAUGCUUGUCGAGGACGGCGUGGUGAAGAAGCUCAACGUGGAGCCUGAUGGUACCGGUCUCACCUGCAGCUUAGCCUCCAACAUCCUCUCUGAUCUGAUCUAAAGCACAGACCGCGCCAGCCUUCUACAAAUAACCACCAUCAGCUUCUACAUAUGGUGUUAUCUCUUCAGUAAUCUGUGUUUUGCGUCAGCUAAAAAAAAAAAAAAUACAAAAAUGCUGUCAGCGGAGAUGCAACCAAAGAAAAGCGUAGCAGGAGAGUAAAUAGAGGACGUUGUACAGUUCAGCGAGUCGACGGACAACGUGACCUUCAAGCGCACAAUUCUUCACCGCUGUUACGUUCAUUAUCUGUACAAUAAUAAACAGAAUUUUGCAUUCA
Hemibagrus wyckioides is the source of this 930-nucleotide messenger RNA. RefSeq names its product peroxiredoxin 5 (gene prdx5). The transcript is spliced from 6 exons. Lineage: Eukaryota; Metazoa; Chordata; Actinopteri; Siluriformes; Bagridae. The record is from RefSeq and is a predicted model, not a curated record. Gene Ontology annotation, biological process: cellular response to oxidative stress; cell redox homeostasis; hydrogen peroxide catabolic process. Bases 99 to 656 code for a protein of 185 amino acids. Gene Ontology annotation, cellular component: peroxisome; mitochondrion; cytoplasm. Gene Ontology annotation, molecular function: thioredoxin peroxidase activity.